ACUCUUUGUCACACACUUUAGUACUCUGAUUAUUUGUGAUAUUCUUUUACAAAAAUCAAGAGUAAAAGGCACGAUUCUCGCGACCUAAUCAGGACAAUUUCCAUUAAAGUUCUUGAAUAUUACUUUAUCUUUUUGGGUUUCGUAUUGUAAUUUAUUUUCUUUCUAGAAAGUAAACAUACGAAGUAUUGAGCUUCACUUACCCAAAGCAACAAAUAUACCCCCAAUUUCCAUUUGGUUAAGAACUAGGACCUAAUUAUCAAACUUAUUUAUUUCAAACUUCAAUCAUGAGCGAACGGUCAAUGCUUGAUGUGGACAGGGAAAGAGUCACCUGUCUCCUCCUUAUAAACACACAGCUUAUGAAGAAAACAAUUAAUUUAUACUCAAACUUGUUGACUAAUCAACAAAUGCUUCAACAGAUUCCUCCCCAAAAUAAACAAACCAUCAUGGAACUGUACCAAAAUUGUACCAGACGUAUUCAUUGCAAUUUGUCAGUAUUGACAUUUAUUAACGAGAAAUAUCAUGCAGAUGCAAAUCAUCAACUGCCUCCAAAUAGACCUCAAUUCCCAGUAAUCAUGUCUGCUCCACCAGAUAUGCCUGAACUUAACCAAUUAUAUACAAAACUUCAGGAACUUUAUCCUGAAGCCCUUCAAUUCCUCAAGAUGAAAAUCCAACAAUUACGCAAAUCUCAGGGUCAAUUUCCAAACCAAAGUCCUCAACAAAUGGGAACUCCUCAACAACAACAACAACAAUCAUUACCACCACAGCGUCCGACUUCUCAGCAACAUGCUCAACAUACACCACAACAACAACAAAUGAUGAUGAAUACACAACCAGUCUUUAAAAAUAACAAUAAUGAUGCACUGUUUAAUGGAGGCAAUGGCAUCAAUGGAGUCAACGGCAUGAAUGGAAUCAAUGGGACCAACUCAUCAAUGUUUGACAAUAAUAUGGUCUCUCAACAGCCUAUCCAACAACAGGCCCCUAUUCAAAUGAACAAUGUUUCUCCUCUGCUGCUUCUUCAAAUGGACAAUCAGAACUCCAACGCGAACCAAAACGGUGGUGGCAUGUUGGACUUCUUUUAAACAAAAACGAAAAAAAAAAUGAACAAUUGUACAAUAUGUAAUAAUAGUAUUAA
Molecule: messenger RNA, 1132 nt
Organism: [Candida] anglica
Lineage: Eukaryota; Fungi; Ascomycota; Pichiomycetes; Serinales; Debaryomycetaceae
Source: the annotation of a GenBank genome assembly